Molecule: messenger RNA, 1425 nt
Organism: Zalophus californianus (California sea lion)
Lineage: Eukaryota; Metazoa; Chordata; Mammalia; Carnivora; Otariidae
Gene: CDK15
Product: cyclin dependent kinase 15
Exons: 14
Coding region: 1-1317 (438 amino acids)
Biological process (GO): protein phosphorylation
Cellular component (GO): nucleus; cytosol; cytoplasm
Molecular function (GO): cyclin-dependent protein serine/threonine kinase activity; ATP binding; cyclin binding
Source: RefSeq, a predicted model, not a curated record
AUGGGUCAAGAGCUGUGUACGAAGACUCUCCAGCCUGGAAGGCGCUGCCAUCACUGUUGGGAGGGAGAUGAUGCACACAGCUGCCAGAGGACAGUGCCUGAGCCUGAGCCGGAGGAGGCUGCGACCGAGCUGACAGACCUAAAAGAAGCAUCAUGUUCCAUGACUUCAUUUCACCCCAGGGGACUUCAGGCUGUCCGUGCCCGGAAGUUCAAGAGUAAAAGGUCACGGAGUAACAGUGAUUCUUUUCAGGAAGAGGAUCUGAGGCAGGGUUUUCAGUGGCAGAGGAAGAGCCUCCCUUUUGGGGCAGCCUCAUCUUACUUGAACUUGGAGAAGCUGGGUGAAGGUUCUUAUGCUACAGUUUACAAGGGGAUUAGCAGGAUAAAUGGACAACUAGUGGCUCUAAAAGUCAUCAGCAUGAAUGCAGAGGAAGGAGUCCCAUUUACAGCUAUUCGGGAAGCUUCUCUCUUGAAGGGUUUGAAACAUGCCAAUAUUGUGCUCCUGCAUGACAUAAUCCACACCAAAGAGACUCUGACAUUUGUUUUUGAAUACAUGCACACAGACCUGGCCCAGUACAUGUCUCAGCACCCAGGAGGGCUUCAUCCUCACAACGUCAGGCUUUUCAUGUUUCAACUUUUGCGGGGCCUGGCAUACAUCCACCACCAACACGUUCUUCACAGGGACCUGAAACCUCAGAACUUACUCAUCAGUCACCUGGGAGAGCUCAAACUGGCUGAUUUUGGUCUCGCUCGGGCAAAGUCCAUUCCCAGCCAGACAUACUCUUCAGAAGUUGUGACCCUCUGGUAUCGGCCUCCUGAUGCCUUGCUCGGAGCCACUGAAUAUUCCUCUGAACUGGACAUAUGGGGUGCAGGCUGCAUCUUUAUUGAAAUGUUCCAGGGUCAACCUUUGUUUCCUGGGGUUUCCAACAUCCUUGAACAGCUGGAGAAGAUCUGGGAGGUGUUGGGAGUCCCUACAGAGGAUACCUGGCCUGGAGUUUCCAAGCUACCUAACUACAAUCCAGAAUGGUUCCCACUGCCUAAGCCUCAAAGCCUUCAGAAUGUCUGGAACAGGUUGGGCAGGGUUCCUGAAGCUGAAGACCUGGCCUCCCAAAUGCUGAGAGGCUUUCCUAGAGACCGCGUCUCUGCCCAGGAGGCCCUGAUUCAUGACUAUUUCAGUGCCUUGCCAUCUCAGCUGCACCAGCUCCCUGAUGAGGAGUCUUUGUUUACAGUUUCGGGAGUGAGGCUAAAGCCAGAAAUGUGUGACCUUUUGGUGUCUUACCAGAAAGGUCACCACCCAGCCCAGUUUAGCAAAUGUUGGUGAAAAGAGGGAGCGACAUCACCAACAUCCUUUCGGGGCUACAUUACUGCUGUUUCAGUUUUAAUUUGCUUUGCCUUACUAAGAAGCUUCAAAUCUAACUGCACAAUGGAC